Mytilus trossulus (common blue mussel) is the source of this 2615-nucleotide messenger RNA. RefSeq lists its product as uncharacterized. Bases 258 to 2600 code for a protein of 780 amino acids. The transcript has a single exon. NCBI's taxonomy places the organism in Eukaryota, Metazoa, Mollusca, Bivalvia, Mytilida, Mytilidae. The record is from RefSeq and is a predicted model, not a curated record.
AUGAUAAAUUUCAUUACGGCAAACAAAACUAAAAUUAUCAAAACUAAAACAAUAUUUGAACUUUCUUUGUUAGAAUCAUGAGAAUAAAUCAAUUUAGGUAAAACUAAAAAGAUAAAUUAGUGCUUAUACAUAAGAAAAACGUACGAUUUCUAAUGUGUAUAUCUUGGAUCUAACAGACAAAAAUUCUCUCGUUGUAGAUAAAAAGACAGGUGUCUGCUUUGAUCAGCCCAAUUGCCAUUUUGUUUUGGAUAUUCAUCAUGUUAACAGCUUUCAUUCAGUUAAGUGAAGCAAAGUCUACUCAUAAACAAAUUCUUAAACUUAAUUAUGGCAUUAUAUUUGAAAAACAAGGUAGAAUUCAUUUUGGAAAAGAUGUCUGGAAACAUACCUUUCAAAUUAAAAUGCCAAUAAAGAGAGGAAGUGUAGAAAUUCAGCAAUGUAAACAAAAGCAAAUAUGCAAAAGAUACAAUGAAAUGAUUGUACAACUAGAUUUGUUGCAAAAGCAAAAUGUGGUUAAUUUAAAUGAAACCGUAAAUGUGAUAAAAGAAUUAAUACCAACCAACAAACCAACACUAGUCAAAGGUAGAAGAAAAUCUAAAAGAGCAAUCUUAUCUUUCGUGGGGCAAUUAUCAAAAACUCUAUUCAAUACAGCAACUAUGGAUGAUGUAAACCUAUUAGCAAGGCACAUAAAUGCCCUAACUACUAGAACAUUAAAGUUAACAAAUACAAUGGCUCAACAUGAUCAGCAUGAAUCUUCAUAUAUGGCUUCUGUGGAUAAAAGAAUUUCAAACCUAGUUACGCAAAUAUCAGACAAUCAUAAUGAAAUUAAUAUGAUGCAAAAAUCUGUAUUAGACAAUGUCAGAGAAGCAGAAAAUUUAUUUCUGCAUCUUCAAGCAAAGAUAAUAGAAUCAUUUUCUUUAUCUUCAAAAAUUAAUCAGCAACUGGAACAAUUGAAAUUGGGAAUUUUUGAUUUAGUACAGGGAAAAUUGUCUCCCUUACUAAUAAAACCUUCAACUAUAACCAGCACACUAAACAGGAUACAACAGGUAUUAAACACAAAAUACCCAGGAUUUUAUAUUUCGCAAACUAGUCAAAAUUUUUAUUAUGAUACCAAAAAUUUUGUAUUUUCAAAACAUAAAUCUGAUAUAUUUGUGAUGUUAAACAUACCAUUAGCAUAUAAAAUGUCAAAAUUUGACUUGUAUAAAGUAACGUCUUUGCCAUUUCCACAUAAUUCAACAACUCAUGCUACACAAUUGUUAAAUACCCCUAAAUAUAUAGCUAUUACAAAAGAUAAACAAUAUUAUAUAACAUUGUCAGACCAAGAAGUAGAAAAAUGUACCAAAUAUAAUGAUAAUUUUCAUUGUCAGUUUACAAAAUCAUUUUCAACUAGUAUAAACUCAUGUUUAAUAUCAAUAUAUAAUAACCAAAAAGAGAAGGUAAACCAAUUGUGUGACUUCAGAUUUUUACAUGAUGUAAUAAAACCAAAAAUUGUUGCAUUAACACAAUCAUCUGUAGUAAUAUAUAAAACCCCACAGUUAAAUAUGGAUUGUAAUGGAAAACAAAUAAUAAAACAAGGUUGUGAUUUUUGUAUAAUUCAAAUCCCAUGCAGAUGUUCUAUUUUAACUAAAAACUUAUAUAUUCCACCAUCAUUUACAAAUUGUAAAAGAUCAAAUAAUAUAACUACUAUAUAUCCAAUAAAUCUUGCUUUAUUACAACAAUUUUUUGAUGCUAAACAAUUAAAAGAUAUUCAACCUAAUUCUACAUUUAGUACAUUACCAAAUAUUGCAAUUCCAAACUUUAAAAUGUAUAAUCAUUCUUUUUCAACAUUUUUGUCAAAUGAUAGAAGAAAUCAUUUAAGCCUUACAAAGAUGGCUGAAGCUACAAAGAAAGAAGGCAUGGUUUUCCAUAAUUUGGCAGAGCCACUGCUAGAAGGAAUCAUAAAUGUUAAAGAUAGUUGGCCUGAUUUAAAUGGUAUUUUAGGCAUGAUAGGAACAGUACUAGCAUCCAUAUCAUUUAUUUUUGCUAUAUGGGCAUUCUUUAAAAUAAAAAACCUAACAACAGCAAUAAUAAUACUUCAAGGAUCUUGCCAUGUAAAAGCUAUGACAGCACCAUCAUUUAUUUAUAAAAACAUUCAAACAACAACAUCAAACCCAAUUUCAUCAAAUUUUUUUAAUGAACUAAAAUUUAAUCAUAUUUUGGUGGCCAUAAUUGGUAUUUUGAUUGUCAUUGUGGUUUUUCUUGUAUUAUACAAAAAGAAAAAAAGUUCUCAACACACAUUUAUAUCAUUAGAGAUAACCACAGGUUCAAACUGCUUAACUCUUCCCCUUUGCAAGCUACCACUAUGUCCAUCAUAUUGGACUUUUUCAAUGCCACCAGAAGUUGAAAGUCUCAGUGUUUCUGGAAUUUUUAGACCUAGUUUACAUAUUAAUUGGGAAGAUUUUAUCAUAACAAAUACUUUGACACAAAAAUCUAUAGUAGGUCCUAAAAGUAUUAAAAUUUCUUUCUGGGAAGCUUUACGCUUAAAACAAAUUUUAAAACAACCAUUUUUUGUUUAUAUUUUAUUAAAACACAAUAAUAUGUACAAAAUCAUAAACGAGCCUUGAGUUUUGUUGACAAUU